AUGACACACACAGAGGCCAAGAAGGGCGCGGCACACGACCCUUGCCCUCUCCUGGGUCAGUUGACAGGGGACCUCACAGCCGGGGCCUUCUCCGCAAUAUUGAUCUCCCCGGCCGUCACGAUACUAGAUCGGGCGGUGGUGGAGAGAACCUCGACCGGACGGCCCCUCAUCCGAGGUCUCCGCUCGCAGCUAUCGUCCGCCCUCCGCCACCCACGGGCCUUCUUCCUGGGCAAGCCGCUGGGCAUAGUCUGGACCCUGUACGCAGCGACGUACGUCACAGCGAACGCCGCGACGACGCUGGCGGAGAGGUACGACGGAGCCGCAGCCGUGAGCACGGCGACCUUCGCGUCCACGUUCCUCGUCAACGUACCCCUCGGCGUGUGGAAGGACCUCCGCUUCGCUGAGAUCUUUGGGUCCGCCGCUGCUUCCGGGGCGACGGCUGUGUCGACGACGCCGCGAGUUCUCCCGAGGGCCGCGACGGCGACGUUCUUGGUGAGAGAUGCCGUGACGAUCUUUGGGUCGUUUACGCUCCCGACGUGGGUAUCGGCUGGUAUCCCGGACAGCGUGACGGCUUCUCCACAUGCCAAGGCGACUAUCACGCAGCUGACCGUGCCGGUGAUGUCUCAGCUGGUGGCGUCUCCAAUACACUUGAUCGCGUUGGACUACUACGAGAGGCAGGGGAAGAUGCCAUUCUCCAACCGGGUUGCGAAAACGAAGGAGCAUGUGCCAUCGACGAUAGUCAUGCGGUGCAUCAGGAUUAUUCCUGCAUUCAGUAUUGGCUGCGUGGCCAACUUAGAGUUUAGGUCCUUUUUCCAUAAUUGGAUAGGUUCAAUGGUAGAAUAG
Molecule: messenger RNA, 843 nt
Organism: Colletotrichum gloeosporioides
Lineage: Eukaryota; Fungi; Ascomycota; Sordariomycetes; Glomerellales; Glomerellaceae
Exons: 2
Coding region: 1-843 (280 amino acids)
Cellular component (GO): mitochondrion
Source: RefSeq, a predicted model, not a curated record